AUGGAUUCCGGUAAUAGUAGUUUACAAUCUUCAAGUGGUGAUGAUGAUCAUGAGUAUGACUCGAUGCGAGAGUCAGUCCCAGCUUUUCUGAACACUUCAGGUCACUUUAGUGGUGCCUUAUCAAACCCACACCCAUCGCUUGGCUCGAACCACCAUCAACCACCAGCUUUCUCUUAUCCUUGGCCAAGCUAUCUCAAUAACCCUUUCUCUAAAUCUCAACUGCUACAUCUUGAUGGGGUUAGGCCAGGUAACCUAAAAUAUGACCCCAACUGCACUGACCAUGGUAACCUACCAGGCUUCUCUUCACCGAGCCAGUUGGGUCCACAAGGACUCAACCGUGGUUCAUUCCCGAGCUCAUCGUCGGUUCAAACAAGGCCUUCUCAUGACAACAAUGGUGUAAGGUCAUCGACAAAGAAUCCCAAGAAGCGAACAAGGGCAUCACGAAGAGCACCCACUACAGUUCUGACCACCGACACGACAAAUUUUAGAGCAAUGGUGCAAGAAUUCACUGGAAUCCCUGCACCACCAUUUCCGGGUUCAUCGUCAUUUUCUCGAAGGCUCGACCUUUUUUGCUCUGGCUCUGGACUUCAAUCCGGUCAUCUGGAACCUCUCGGUUCUCUCCUACGUCCCUCAGCGAGAAGGGUUCAACCAAAUCCAUUUGCACCUUCAUCAUCUUCACCUUCAUUGCUAAAUAAUCCUUUAGUUGAUGCUGCUAAUACCAUUACCGAUAUCCGCAUCCCAAGUAGCUAUCAACUUCCUAGUGAUUUAGGCCUACUAAAGCAGCCUCAGAAUAUGUUAAACUUGCAAAAUCAGAGCCCCAGUUUACCUUUCCAGUCGUUCCUAGACCCUUCGGUUAAUAUGCCUGGCUUCGGUGUUAAGACGUCCCAUGGAAGUUCGGCAGCGUCCCUUAAAGAAAUAGGGCUGACCCAUGGUCAAGUCAAUGCCAACCUGAGUGGCUUAGCAGCACCUGAUGCUGCACGUCAUGAGAACUGGAGAGAUGGUGUUGGAUUGAACCAAGGGAACCAAGAUCAUCUGAGGGCUUUAGAUUGGAAUUAUGGUAAUUCACAUGAAGAAGGGAUGGACCGGGAAUUUAAAUAG
This is a messenger RNA of Hibiscus syriacus, 1098 nucleotides long. RefSeq lists its product as uncharacterized. NCBI's taxonomy places the organism in Eukaryota, Viridiplantae, Streptophyta, Magnoliopsida, Malvales, Malvaceae. The record is from RefSeq and is a predicted model, not a curated record. The coding region runs from base 1 to 1098 and encodes 365 amino acids. The transcript has a single exon.